AUGUCCGUCACAACAAAAGCCACCAUCGCCUCCUUCGGCGGCAAGCUCCUCAAGCUCACCCACGCCGCCACAUCCACCAAAUGUGAAAUGGGCUUCAACCUCUACCUACCUCCUCAAGCCUACCAGAACCCCUCCGCCAAGGUCCCCGUCCUGAUCUACCUCUCGGGUUUGACCUGCACCGCCGAGAACUGCUCCGAGAAGGGCUUCUUCCAGCACGGUGCCAGUAAGAAGGGUAUUGCUGUGUUGUACCCUGAUACGAGUCCUCGCGGCCUCAACAUCCCCGGCGAAGCCGACAGCUACGACUUCGGCACUGGCGCCGGCUUCUACGUCGACGCGACCAAGCCGCCCUACGAUAACGGAUAUAACAUGUACACGUACAUCACGGAGGAAUUGCCCGCGACGGUGUUUGCUGCCUUCCCGCAAUUGGAUAGUGAGCGGGUGAGUAUUACGGGUCAUAGUAUGGGUGGACAUGGUGCUUUGACUUUGUUCCUCCGCAACCCCGGCAAAUACAAGUCCGUGUCUGCGUUCGCGCCCAUCACCAACCCGAUUAACUGCCCGUGGGGACAAAAGGCCUUUUCGGGAUACUUUGGUGAAGAUCAGCAGGAGAAGUGGAAGGAGCAUGAUGCUACGGAAUUGUUGAAGAAGUGGAAGGGUGGCAGGUUGGAUGUUUUGAUUGAUGUUGGCACCGGAGACAACUUCUACAAGCAGGGCCAACUUCUUCCCGAGAACUUCGAGAAAGCUGCCAAGGAGGCUGGUGUGGAGGGUGUGACGAUUCGGUACCAGCCUGAUUACGAUCACAGUUAUUAUACUAUGGCGACGUUCUCGGAUGAUCAUGUGGAACAUGCGGCGAAGUUUUUGUUUGCUUAG
Molecule: messenger RNA, 867 nt
Organism: Aspergillus luchuensis
Lineage: Eukaryota; Fungi; Ascomycota; Eurotiomycetes; Eurotiales; Aspergillaceae
Product: S-formylglutathione hydrolase
Exons: 4
Coding region: 1-867 (288 amino acids)
Biological process (GO): formaldehyde catabolic process
Cellular component (GO): cytosol
Molecular function (GO): S-formylglutathione hydrolase activity
Source: RefSeq, a predicted model, not a curated record